AUGACGCCGCUGACAGAGGGCGACGAUGGCCCGACCGUCGCCCGAGGACCCCGCAGGGCUUGCGCGUUCCUGCCGUCGCCUCGGCUGCGAGCAGCGGGCCUGCCCGCGGAACUGACUGGGGAACGGCGCAGGCGGCUGCUUCGUGACAUCGAGGCGGCGAUCGACGCGCUGAACUGGAUGCGUGGCAGCGCUUGCCGCCCGAUCCCGCGGAGGAUCUCGGCGGCGACGGAGCGCAGCAAUUUGGUCCUUCAAGUCGAUGUGCGGCAGCGCGCGGUCCAGGCGGCAGCCCGCUGGAGCGACGUUAACAGCGCCGGCAGCGAGCGGGGGUUUCUGGCCAGGCACUUGCAGGGGCGAUCCGGCCAUGCGCCUUCGCCUCCAUGUAGCGUCGGGUCCUACGAGUACUCGAAGGCGUCGCUGCCGGGUGACCUCCGCGACGCGCCGGCUUUCGCUCGCGAGCCCGCCUGCGUCUUGGGCGCGUGCUCUGUCGCCGAGCCCCCGGGCGUCUCUCUCCUGAGCGGCGAGGGGCUCGCUGGGGGCCUGCCCCUCCACCUCGGCGUCGGCGACGCGGCGGGCUGCUUUCGCGGGGUGAGGUUGACGAAGACCUCCGGCGGCGACGUCCGCCGUUAUUUUCGCCGGCCGCCGCUGGCGGCCAGGCAUGCUGGCAUCGGCGAGCUCGACGGCGUCGGGCUGGGGCCGGGCGAGAAGGUCUGGCUCAUGUGCGCCAGCCUGCCCCAGGCGGGCCGCUGCGCGUGCGUGGACAACGCUAGCGCGCUGUCCUUCGACGGCGGCCUCGCCCGCCAGGCCCUGGGCGAGGCUCAGCGGAACUUCGACCACGACGCGCUGCGCUGCCACGUGGUGGCGGCCCUCGCACGGCUGGGUUUGCUUGGCUGGCACCUGGGCGGCGACAGUCGCGACGCCCGCCCCGGCAUCCGGCGCAUCGGCUUGACGCGCCAGGGCGCCCGCGGCCUCCUGCGUCUCAGGCAGGCCGCCGGCUGCAGGUCGAGGGGCGACGCUCGCCCACGUCGCCUUCUUCUCGUCGCGCUCAUAGGGGCGAUGGUGUUCGUCGAGGCCGACUGCGAGCAGCCCUGGACGCUGCGCGUCUACGCCAGCGAAGCCAGCCUGCGCGGCUUCGGGAUGUCGCAGCCCCUCUGGGAGGUCGAAGACGCGGCGGCGGCGGGGCGCCUGCCAGAGCUGAAUCGCCACCUGCUUGGUGGCACUCGUGGCGCCGGCAUCGAGGUCGAUCCUGAGAGCGGCGAGGCGGAGCGCGGCGUCGCGGGCCGCCCAGCGCGGCUCGACAGGAAGGCGCGCGAGAUCUUGGAGGCCGCGCGUUGGAAGCGCAUCGGUGUCUUUCCCGAGGUGCCCAGCGGCCUGCUGACGAGGGAUUGCUGGCGCGCCAUCCUUGCUGAUCGCUGGCCCCAUCCUGAUGACAUUCUGCGCCUGGAGGCCCGGGCGGUCGUCAAGGCGCUGUUGGACUGCCUCGGUGGCCAGGCCGACGACCGAGGCGGCCCCGGCUCGAGCUCGCGCCCUGGCGCUGGAGCGGGCCCUGAGCGAUCGCUUGCUGGCGCGCUCGGAGGCGGCGACCCCGAGGGGCCCGCGGGGCGGCGGGCCCGCGAGGGCGCCGAGGCCGCGGGCGCCAAGGAGAGCGACGACUCCUCGGACCGCGAGGAGAGAGCAGCCGCUGCGGCGCGUCGGCGGACCCCGGGCCAACGCGGGAAGGGCCGCGUGAGACAGGCCCUCGCCGCGCUGAUGGACGGCGGCCCGCUGUCCGCUCGCCAGGCGCCGUUGGAGGCGAGAGUUCUCGAACUGGAGCCGACCUCGGCCCUGGGCGACCCCGGGCAGCUCGACGCCGCGCGGGUGGCUUUCGCGAAUCGCGAGUUCGACGCGGGGGCGGUGCCAGGCGUGACCAUCGCGCUCGCGGUCUUUCCUGCCGCCGGCGCCCGGAGGGGCGUCGACCUAGGGGGGGGGGGCCUGAGGGGCAAGGCGGGAGAGAGCGACGACAGCACCCCGCUGGGCUCCCGCAGGUUCAGCUGGAUGGACAGCGUGUACCGGCGCCGCGCGGGGGCCAGCGCGGACCGCGCCGAGGGCCUCCGCGCCCAGGGGCAGGUGAUGAGACGGGGCCGCUGGCAAGCGAAGAGCGCCCGACGCUGCGAGUAA
Prorocentrum cordatum is the source of this 2154-nucleotide messenger RNA. The record is from the annotation of a GenBank genome assembly. NCBI's taxonomy places the organism in Eukaryota, Dinophyceae, Prorocentrales, Prorocentraceae.